AAAUCAGUCCCAACUCUCGGCCGAACAGGAUCCCUCCGUUUCCGUGCGAAGAAGAGAGAGGGAGGCGGGGAAGGCUGCUGCUGCUGCUUUCGGGGGGGACCCACCUCAAGGAUUGAGGCCAUUCUGGCGGAAGGGUGGUGUGCAGUGGGGGCAUCGGUGGGGUUUAACAAUGGUGAGGUUUCUGGUGAGCUCCUGCUGCGCCCUGGCUGCGUCGGUGCUGCUCCAUCCCCGGAUCGGAUCACGGUGAGGAAAAAAUGAGCGAAGAGACGGCGAAUUCUAACAACGAUAAUAGUUAUGCCCGUGUGCGAGCUGUGGUGAUGACCCGUGAUGACUCAAGCGGUGGAUGGUUACCACUUGGAGGGGGUGGACUAAGCUAUGUCACCGUUUUCAAAGUCAUUCACCAGGAAGAAAAUGGCUGUGCUGAUUUUCUUAUACAUGGGGAGCGUCUCAGGGAUAAAACGGUGGUUUUGGAGUGUACGUUGAAGAAGGACCUUAUUUACAAUAAGGUUACGCCAACUUUUCACCACUGGAAAAUAGAUGACAAAAAAUUUGGCCUGACAUUUCAGAGUCCUGCUGAUGCAAGAGCAUUUGAUAGAGGCAUUCGUAGGGCGGUAGAAGAUCUUUCCCAAGGUUGUCUGACAUCACAUGAUGAAAUUGAAGUACCUGUAGAUGGCUUUCCAGCUAUUCCAGAAAGCAUACCGAGUUUGCUAAUGAAAGAUCAUCUUUUCCAACAUGAACCUGGAGUGAGCAAUGAUUCUUACAAAAGCUUAAGUAUAAGACCCUCAACCUUUGAAGAUUUCAGCUCAAGAAGACCAUUUUUCCACAACCAAUCCAACCAGAUACCCCUGAAGCCAGUCAGGAAUGUCAGUUUUCAGGACGACGAAGAAAUUGUUCGAAUAAACCCUCGCGACAUUUUAAUACGCCGCUAUGCAGACUAUAGGCACCCAGACAUGUGGAAAAAUGACUUGGAUAGGGAUGAAGGCGACGCCUCGCUGCAGUGUCCCAAGGCAGACAGUAAAAAACCAGACUAUCUUUACCCUUCCGGGGACGGAACUAAGUUGAAUUCGCUAAAAGAUUCAAAGUGUUCUGUGGUACUUAAAACGCAACCUUCCUCGUUCAAAUUGAAAAAGUCGAAAAGGAGGAAAGAGGACGGAGAACGCUCUCGCUGCAUAUACUGCCAGGAAAGGUUUAAUCACGAAGAGAACGGCCGGGGCAAGUGCCAGGAUGCUCCAGAUCCCAUCAAGAGAUGCAUCUACCAAGUUAGCUGCAUGCUUUGUGCUGAGAGCAUGCUCUACCAUUGUAUGUCAGACUCCGAGGGGGAUUUCUCUGACCCCUGCUCUUGUGACACUAGCGAUGACAAGUUCUGCUUGCGAUGGCUCGCCCUUGUCACAUUGUCCUUCAUUGCGCCGUGUAUGUGCUGCUACCUCCCCUUAAGAGCAUGCCACCAUUGUGGUGAGAUCUGUGGGUGCUGCGGAGGGAAGCACAAAGCUGCGGGGUGAACCAGUCCAGUGCCAAGUGUGGGCUAACACGUCUUUAUUUUCAGGAAGUAUCUAACUCGUGGAAGCAUUUGGCAAGCAGAAGGGAAACCUGUCGUGUAUGAGAGGUCAAUUCUGAAAGAAGCAUCAGAACUUGUUGCAUUGUAGGAAUGCUGGCCACGCCGAAUGAUCUGCUUUUAAGUGCAUGGUGCAAGUUGUGUCGGGAGCUCUUGCGAAAGGAAAACCUUUUCUUACGAUUGGUGGUUGAAAUAAGUAUAAACUGCAGUCCGUACUAUAAGGGAUCAACUUCAGCAAUUUGUACAUAUUGAGGUUAGGUGGUGGGGGCUGUUUGAAAGAAUCUAUUUAGCAGAAAAUUUAACUAAACCUGCAGUAGCGAGAGCUGAUUUAAAACUAAGGAAAGUUUAAAACUUGGCGACUGCAAGAAACUAAAUUGAUUUUAAAUGCAACUAAAUUGCUUAUAAAUAGUUUUUUGGAAACAACUUUAUGUACAAAUAACAAAUGUUUAUAUUUAACAAAAUAUAUGGUACGAAUUAUUAAAUCUUCCUUCCCCUUUCCAAUUGCAACA
Molecule: messenger RNA, 2061 nt
Organism: Lacerta agilis (Sand lizard)
Lineage: Eukaryota; Metazoa; Chordata; Lepidosauria; Squamata; Lacertidae
Gene: SPRED1
Product: sprouty related EVH1 domain containing 1
Exons: 6
Coding region: 255-1499 (414 amino acids)
Biological process (GO): negative regulation of MAPK cascade; multicellular organism development
Cellular component (GO): membrane
Molecular function (GO): protein kinase binding
Source: RefSeq, a predicted model, not a curated record